Aedes aegypti (yellow fever mosquito) is the source of this 1708-nucleotide messenger RNA. RefSeq lists its product as uncharacterized. The record is from RefSeq and is a predicted model, not a curated record. The transcript is spliced from 5 exons. Bases 194 to 1519 code for a protein of 441 amino acids. Lineage: Eukaryota; Metazoa; Arthropoda; Insecta; Diptera; Culicidae.
GAAAAUUGCCCAAUGCUAUUAAAUUGUUUAUCGAAGUCGACGUUUCGUUAACCAGCCGGUUUUUCAGGUCGUUCUAAAUCUAACGAAAAGUUCAAUUCCAGCUAAAAUUUAUAGUGAAAGUGUAUUUAAUUUGCACAUUCUCAAUGCAAAUAGUUGGUUAAAAGCUAAGUAGAUCUCCAAACCGGAUAUAAGGAUGAGUUCUCGAAGAAGCCGUUUCAGCCUGUCUCUUGUUCGACGAUCAGUAUCUCCCAUGUCUCCUAUCGGCGACCGCACACGUUCGUCGAUUAGUGAGCUAGAUAUUACAACAAGUUCAGGAUGCAGUACUCCAUUGAAUACACGCAAACGUAGUAGUUCAACUAAAGGCGAUUCCCCUUUGUUCAACGACAAUGAUCAAUCUCCAAUUCCAAUGUCCCAAGACGCCAGCAACGUAGUGACUGGUGUUUCUUGGGCUUGGAACAGUCCUAAGCGCACUGUGGCUCCCAGUCGAAGAUUACGACCCAAGCCAUUGGCCGAUAGGACGAUAAUUUCGAAUAAGGAUCCGGAUUUUUCCCGUUCUAACCGAAAGAAGAUCACCAGGAAACUUACAGGAUUUUAUCGAUUUCAAUCUGAACUAAAACUUCUACAAGAACGUGAUAGAUCCCUCGAAGCACAGAGAACUCCAAGUACCUCAUCUAUUCAAGUUGUACCACCUACGUCACCUCCACCUUCUCCGGACAAAGACAAUGCGUUUGUGAUGCGUCAUCACCGAGUCCUGCGAACGAAUACUCCAACAACGAAGAAAACAUUUUUCAAACACAAUCCUACUUCAGUUGCAUCUGAUUCAUUUAACGAUUCUGAAUUAGACAAUUUGCUGCUGCAGGCAAGCCAGGCAGUAGAAAGGCAAUCAAGCGUAUCGAAUGCAUUGUUUAACCAACCAGUAACAUCAACAGCAGCAACGGAGAAACGUUCUGAAAAACGACGAAGUUUUUUCAAGAGCAGAACAACGGAUAAUUUUGAUGGUAAUAGCGAUGACUCACUUGCAGACACGGAGCUAGAAUCGUUACUUGCUCAGUUGAACCCAGAGACUGGCAAAUCUUCAAAACCCGCCGGAGAGAUUACACAGAACAAUAAGGCCACGGUAGAGUCGCGGAAGUCUAAAACAAAGGGAUUGUUGACUCGCCAUAAAUCCAUGCCGGAGUCCCCGAGCCGCAAGGUAGUCGAGUCAUCAAGUCGAAUCAAUAAGAUGAAAAAUGCCAAGGACAAAUCUCUCCAAAGUCCCGUGACAAUAUCCAGUGCAUCGAGUGGAUCUAUAACUCUUGUUCCUACACAAUCAGAAGUAUUACUCGUUUCUUCUCCUCACAGUUCUUCGACGAAAUCCAACUCAUCAAGUUCCAAACUGCAACCAACACGAGUUUGUUCCAAGGAAGAAAUAGAACAAAAACGUCAGGAGGCACUCAAACGACAAGCUUGUCGCUUGAAACGUCUCAUGCAAGGAAAUCAUUCCCAGGGCAAUGAAAAAUUCUUUAAAUCGAUGAAGUAAUAGCGUUGUAUUUCCGAUGUUCCUUUCUAUUACUGUUGAAACUAUUUACUUUUAAACACUGAACUGAAAAAAGAUCUAGAAAGCCAUAUUGAUAAACAGAACCGUUGUUUGGAUAAACAUGAUUGUUCCUGUACCGAAAAUGUAAAAUUCUGUUAUUUUUGUGCAUAAAGAUUUCUUAUUACGUGAUAA